Molecule: messenger RNA, 2389 nt
Organism: Xyrauchen texanus (razorback sucker)
Lineage: Eukaryota; Metazoa; Chordata; Actinopteri; Cypriniformes; Catostomidae
Product: zinc finger protein 143
Exons: 16
Coding region: 279-2147 (622 amino acids)
Biological process (GO): regulation of transcription by RNA polymerase II
Cellular component (GO): transcription regulator complex; PcG protein complex
Molecular function (GO): DNA-binding transcription factor activity, RNA polymerase II-specific; RNA polymerase II cis-regulatory region sequence-specific DNA binding
Source: RefSeq, a predicted model, not a curated record
CUCAGACGCCGCUUAGCUGGGAAGGGCGCUGAUGGAAGUGUCGUGGAAGUGGAAGUGGGAUUCAGUUUGAAAUAAACAAGUGAAAAUGCAUCGGAAGCAGUGUUUUAUUUAUUAAAGGCAGUUGGACGCGGUUGCAACAUUGUAACGUUCCGAUUAUGACUGUCAAGUUACCGCAGCAACAAACUCAAUUUUGGCUAACGGUCGUUCCUGUAUGAUUUAACGGCUGUAUAUAUGACAGUAUUGCAUUACACUUACUUUGGAGUUUAUACAGGUAGAUCAUGCUGUUAGCCCAGGUGAAUCGAGACACACAGGGCAUGGAGUUCCAAAGUGUUGAUGGGGACCCACAGCAGGUCACCCUAUGCCUGACCGAGGCAGUAACAGUUGCAGAUAGUGACAACAUAGAGGGAAUGGACACAGUAAGUUUGCAGGCGGUGACUCUGGCGGAUGGCUCCACCGCAUAUAUCCAGCAUAGCCCUAAAGUUUCUUUCACAGAAAACAAAAUAAUGGAAGGACAGGUGAUCCAGUUGGAGGAUGGAUCUGCUGCAUAUGUCCAGCACCUACCAAUGUCGAAAGCAGGUGGAGAAGGAUUGAGUCUAGAGGAUGGUCAGGCUGUGCAACUGGAAGAUGGAACAACUGCUUACAUUCAUGCACCUAAAGAAACGUAUGAUCAGGGUGGUUUACAGGCUGUUCAUCUGGAGGAUGGCACCACUGCAUAUAUCCAACAUAUGCCCCAGUCCAACACCAUCUUGGCCAUCCAGGCAGAUGGCACUGUAGCAGACUUGCAGACAGAGGCCACGAUCGAUGCUGAGACCAUAAGUGUGCUGGAGCAAUAUUCAACUAAGAUGGAGGCCACAGAAUGUGGUACUGGGUUACUCGGUCGAGGGGACUCUGAUGGCAGUGUCCAUAUGCAGGGUCAAGAGAGCAGAUCUCCUCGAAUUCAGCAUGUUGGGGAAAAAGCCUUCCGCUGUGAACAUGAUGGAUGUGGAAAACUCUAUACUACUGCUCAUCAUCUAAAGGUGCAUGAAAGAUCGCAUACUGGGGAUAAGCCAUACAUUUGUGAUCAUUUGGGUUGUGGCAAAAAGUUUGCAACAGGGUAUGGCCUGAAGAGUCACGUCCGAACACACACUGGAGAAAAACCAUAUCAGUGUCAUGAGCUCAACUGCCUCAAGUCAUUUAAAACCUCUGGGGACUUACAAAAACACACACGAACCCACACAGGUGAAAAGCCUUUUAAAUGUCCAUUUGAAGGCUGUGGGAGAUCUUUCACCACAUCCAACAUUCGUAAGGUCCACAUUCGUACUCACACAGGUGAGAGGCCAUACUAUUGCACUGAGCCCAACUGUGGAAGAGCUUUUGCCAGUGCCACUAACUACAAAAACCACAUGAGAAUCCAUACAGGAGAGAAGCCUUACGUCUGCACUGUGCCUGGCUGUGACAAGCGCUUCACAGAGUAUUCCAGCCUGUACAAGCACCAUGUGGUUCACACGCCCUGCAAACCUUACAACUGUAACCACUGCGGAAAGACGUACAAGCAAAUCUCUACCUUGGCCAUGCAUAAACGCACAGCACACAACGACACCGAGCCCAUAGAGGAGGAACAAGAAGCUUAUUUUGAGCCCCCUGCAGAGGCCAUUGAUGACCCUGGGUUAAUGUAUACUCAUACAGUAGUAGAGGAUGAUUCUGGAUCUGAGCAGAUAUCAGUUGGAUCAGAGGUCAUGGGACAACAGCAUGUGGCUCUUAUAUCUCAGGAUGGCACACAACAGAUUCUAUCUCAAGCAGAUAUGCAGGCUAUGGGAGGCACAAUAACCAUGGUAACACAAGAGGGAACCACCAUAACCAUCCCAGCGCAUGAAGCAAUGCUUUCUUCAGGAGGGGCACAUUCUGUUACCAUGGUAUCUGCAGACGGCACUGAGGGACAGGUGGCUAUCGUGACGCCAGACUUGUCUGUGUACCAGACAGAGGAGGGGGAGCUAGUACAGGAUCAGGAGCAGCAUGUGGUUUCCACAAGCCCACAUCCAGUCACACUGUUAGCUACCUCUAAUGGCACACACAUUGCUGUACAGCUAAGUGAUCAGCCCUCCCUAGAAGAAGCCAUCAGAAUAGCAUCAAGAAUACAGCAAGGAGACACCCCCGGAAUGGAUGAUUAACUAAUGUUCUGCUUAUCACAUUAAACGUAAUAUCUCAAGAUUGUGUGCAAGUGAGUGUGUGUGUAUAUGCGUGUAUUGAAAACCUGUCAAACAUCAUGUUUUCUAAUACUUCAACAUGACCGCUGUAUAUCAAGAAGUCAAGAUAUUUUUGUGGAUAUAUGUAUAUAACUGUUUUAAAACUAGAGUUUUUGUAUAUAUUUGAUUCUGCUAUUUUUUGCAAUCUGUCAACAAGGAAAGAUCAA